CUUCAUCAAAUCCACCACUACCAAACACUAUCUGAUAGGAAAAAGUCGAUCCCUUGUCGAGUUGACUCUGAAACGCCACUCAACAACUCCUCACCACGCGAUGAAACCGACAAUACCAUGAACUUCGCAUUUCUGCUCAGGAUUUUUGUAUAUGCUGGACUAUUUUUCUAUGUCAAUCCAAACCGAUAUGCGGACCAAAUGUAUGAAGACCUACUUUACUAUUACAACAAAAACGUUCGACCAAUCAAAAAUGCAAGUGAAAGUGUUAAAGUCAAAUUUGGAUCUUCUCUCAUUCGGAUCAUUGAUGUGGACGAGGUAAAUCAAGUGCUAACAACAAAUCUUUGGUUAGAAAUGCAAUGGUUUGACUAUCGACUGAUGUGGGAUCCUGGUCGGUGGGGGAAGAUCAGGAAACUUCAUGUGCCAGUAGAUCAAAUAUGGAUUCCAGAUAUUCUAUUAUAUAACAAUGCUGACGGAGAACCCCAUAUCACAAUUAUGAGUGAUGCAAUAGUUUACUAUAACGGAUUAGUUGUCUGGAAGCCGCCUUCAAUUUAUAAAAGCUUUUGCUCAAUCGACAUUGAAUAUUUCCCUUAUGAUACACAAACAUGCUGGAUGAAAUUUGGUGGUUGGACUUACAACGGAUUUUUGUUGGACGUCAGGCAACUUCCUACGACGGGAUGCGAAGUUGUGAACAAAGCUGACGAUGAAGGAGAGUUUCAAUUUUUAGGUCGAGGAAUGGACCUUAGUGGUUACUACCCAAGUUUAGAAUGGGAUCUGAUGGAGUUAAAUUCGGCACGUCACGAAAAAAUUUAUGCCGGAUGUUGUGGUCAAGACUUUUACAUUGAUAUCACGUUCAAAAUUGAAAUUCGACGGAAAACCCUGUUUUAUACAAUCAAUUUAAUGAUUCCAUGCACUAUGUUUGCUAUUCUUACAUCCAUUGUCUUUUACGUUCCACCAAUCGAGCACAAAAUGACAUUUUCCAUUUCUAUUCUGGUCACACUUACUGUAUUCUACCUCAUUCUUAUCGAUCUCGUUCCACCUACAUCACUGGUCAUUCCUUUAAUUGGAAAAUACUUAUUAUUCACAAUGUUUCUAGUAUCUAUUUCUAUCAUGUUGUCUGUUAUUUCAUUAAAUUUUUAUAGACGGGAUGGUUCAUCAUUCCCAAUGCCUCACUGGAUGAAAGUUGUAUUUAUACAUACUCUUCCACGGUAUAUUUGUAUAAAAACAGCAGAAGAAGAUGAUGGGAGCGAUCGAGGAUCGAGUAUUUCUGAUAUCGGGCCUUUUAUGGAUUCACGAAGACCAUCACCAUUUUUCAUAACAGUUAAUGAACGUCAGUUGAAUGGACGGUUAUCAGAAUUAAAAAAGAAAGGAAUGCAUCCAGACUUGAUCAGAAACAUGAUUCAAAAUGUUGAAUUUAUUGCCGAAUAUUUUAAUUCUUUGAAAAAAGAAGACAAGGUCUCAGAGGAUUGGUCUUAUGUUGCAAAUGUAAUUGACAGAAUUUUCCUCAUCAUUUUUUCUAUAAUGAACGUUGUCGGAACUUGGGUGAUCCUAUUGAACUCUCCUGCUCUAUUUGAUAAUCGGACGCCGUUAUUCAUAAACUCCGUGGCUCGUCCGUUAUCUGGUGAUACAUUUGAACAUUUUAUCAAUGAGAACUUCACUCAACUUGCCUGGUGGGCCAGCACAAUCAAAAAUAGCACGACAGACGUAAGCGACAGUGAUCUGUGUCCCAUCAAAUAUCAAUGAAUAUGUCUUUCAACUUAUUUUUAAUGAUUUUUACUGAUCUUGUUUUUCAAUAAACGUUAUCUUUAUUUUA
This is a messenger RNA of Caenorhabditis elegans, 1810 nucleotides long. It is a transcript of the gene acr-8, whose product is annotated as AcetylCholine Receptor. The record is from RefSeq and is marked reviewed. The transcript is spliced from 12 exons. NCBI's taxonomy places the organism in Eukaryota, Metazoa, Nematoda, Chromadorea, Rhabditida, Rhabditidae. Gene Ontology annotation, cellular component: postsynaptic membrane; membrane. Gene Ontology annotation, biological process: chemical synaptic transmission; monoatomic ion transport; monoatomic ion transmembrane transport. Bases 118 to 1740 code for a protein of 540 amino acids. Gene Ontology annotation, molecular function: transmembrane signaling receptor activity; acetylcholine-gated monoatomic cation-selective channel activity; monoatomic ion channel activity.